Messenger RNA from Cordyceps fumosorosea ARSEF 2679, 1098 nucleotides. RefSeq names its product Agmatine deiminase. The transcript has a single exon. Gene Ontology annotation, molecular function: agmatine deiminase activity; protein-arginine deiminase activity. The coding region runs from base 1 to 1098 and encodes 365 amino acids. The record is from RefSeq and is a predicted model, not a curated record. Lineage: Eukaryota; Fungi; Ascomycota; Sordariomycetes; Hypocreales; Cordycipitaceae. Gene Ontology annotation, biological process: putrescine biosynthetic process.
AUGGCCCAUGUUGCCGCCGCCGCUCUCUUCCGUCCCGCCGAGUGGGAGCGCCAGUCGCAAGUCCUCAUGGCCUGGCCCUCGGCGCAGAACGACGCGUACCAAGGCGCCGCGCACGACCUCAAGCGCGCCACCGAGGACGUGUCCAUGAUCGCCGAGGCCGUCUCCUCCUUUGAGCCCGUCACUCUCCUCGUCACCCCGGACCGGAUCUCUGAAGCCGAGGAGCGCCUCGGCCACAACCCGACCAACAUCAGCAUCCAGCCCGUGGACAACUAUCCCAAGCUGGACCUCUGGAUGCGCGACAUGGCGCCGACGUUCGUCCUCGACACCGACGGCGGCGCGCGGGAGCUCGCCGGCGUCGACUUCAACUUCAACGGCUGGGGGGAAAAGUACCCCGUGGGCCAGUGCCUCUCGCUCGCUGCUAUUAACCUGGCCGCCAUGGGGCUUCCCCGCGUGUGCUCCCCGCUCGUCGCCGAGGGCGGCUCCCUUGAGGUCGACGGCGAGGGCACCGUGAUGCUCACGGAAAGCUCCGUGCUCAACGACAACCGCAACCCAGGAUGGUCCCGCGCGGACGUCGAGGCCGAGCUGCGGCGCACCCUCGGCGUCACCGUGGUCCUCUGGGUGCCCGGCCGCAAGGGGCUCGAGGUCACCGACGGCCACAUCGACGGGCUCGCGCGCUUCGUGGCGCCGGGACACGUCCUCCUCAGCCGCCCGAGCGAGCUCGACGACGGGGUGUGGACCAAGAUCUACGAGGAGGCUCGCGAUAUCCUACACGACGCCACCGACGCCAAGGGCCGCCGGCUGCAGGUCACCGAGGUUGCGGAGGCGGACGUGCGCUCCAUGGGUCUUGGUGAGGAGGCGCUCGCGGAUAUCGAGUCGGGCAGGGAGGACGCGCCCGCUCUGACGUACGUCAACUACCUGCUUGUGAAUGGCGGCGUCAUCUUUCCUCAGUUUGGAGAUGAGAAGGCGGACGCGGCGGCCUUGAAGACCAUUCAAGGCCUGUACAAGAACCGUGUCGUGGAAACAGUCUUGGCGCGCGAGCUUCCCUUCCUUGGCGGAGGUAUUCACUGCUCGACUCAAGAAGUUCCUUACUUUCUGUAG